AUGAAUUCAUUUGUCAUUCUUGCUAUUGUUUUAGCCAUCGUUAACGCCAUGCCAGUUGAACAAGACGGACUUACCGGAGGACGCGGAGUCCCACAUCCAAACUCUGCUGCUGGACAAGCUCUUUCCGGAAAGACCGGAGGAUCUUCCGUUCCACAUCCAAAUUCUGCUGCUGGACAAGCCCUUUCCGGAGGAAUGACCGGAGGAUCUGCUGUUCCACAUCCAAACUCUGCCGCUGGACAGGAACUUACCAACAAAAAUCUUGAGGAGAAAAGCGUCUUGGAAGGGGGAACCCAGGUCAAGCCAUGGCUCAAGAACCAACCAGACCUUGCCAACAUCCGCGAGCAAAACCACCAGUAAAUAAUUUGUUCAAUGAACAUUGUAAAAUUGUUAAAUGUAUAUCCUAAUUGUAUUUUCAUUAUUGACACGGACAUUAUGUAUCAAUAAAUAUUUUCAAAGCAAU
Molecule: messenger RNA, 460 nt
Organism: Caenorhabditis elegans
Lineage: Eukaryota; Metazoa; Nematoda; Chromadorea; Rhabditida; Rhabditidae
Gene: F08B12.4
Exons: 4
Coding region: 1-357 (118 amino acids)
Source: RefSeq, marked reviewed